Molecule: messenger RNA, 2649 nt
Organism: Effrenium voratum
Lineage: Eukaryota; Dinophyceae; Suessiales; Symbiodiniaceae
Source: the annotation of a GenBank genome assembly
AUGGGCGUCUCCAAGCUCUUCGAGAUCCAGUACAAGGCUUUUGAGCCGAUCCUCAGGGGCAAGAGCUUCGUGGGGCGCUCGCAGACGGGCACGGGGAAGACAGUAGCUUACCUCCUGCCCUUGCUGGAGCGCAUGCGAAACGAAAAGAUGUCUGCGGCUCACUCACUAUUGAUCUUGGUGCCUACCCGGGAGCUCUGCAAACAAGUGGGCAGCAGCAUUCUGUCUUUGUCCGUCCACGCGGAUGUUGCCUUGGUCUAUGGAGGGCCCUCCCUAGACUCUCAGGAGCAGCUGGUACGCUUGGGCGCCACUAUUGUGGUAGCCACUCCCGGCCGGUGCGCGCGACUGAUUGAACGAGGCGCGCUGCAGACGCAGAACGUGCGAGCCUUGGUGGUGGACGAAGCGGACGCCAUGUUUGGCCCAGAGUUCGUGGGGCGAGUCGAGCGUGUUUUGAAUGGUGCAGCCAAGCCAGGAUUGCAGCAAGUCUUGUUUUCAGCAUCUUUGCCCAGUGAUGUGCUGUCACUCAUACAGCGGUUCUUCCCAACCCACGAGUUUGUAGAUUUGGUGGAUCGCCACGGCACUCCUGGCGAUGCGGUGGUGAAAUCGGUUGACCACAGACUGUGCAAGGUGCCUGAGCGGAGUUCUGCUGCCCGGGCCCGGGUGUUGCUGCACGUGCUGAAUGAGCAGUUGAACUUGUCAGGCGGUCGCUGCAUCAUUUUCGUCGACACCACCUCAGAGGCCAGAUCGCUACUUGCCCACCCGGCCCUGGAUCGUCGGGCGCGCGCCGUGCACGGAGACUCCAGCGCCCAAGAGAGGGACGGCACCUUGUCCUCUUUUGCCAACCAGGAGUUCGACGUUUUGAUCGCCACGGACAUCGUGAGUCGCGGCAUCGAUUUCGCGGAUGUCUCGCUGGUGCUCCAGCUGCAUCCCCCCAAGGAGCCCACGCAGUACGUGCACCGAUCCGGGCGCACUGGGCGGGCAGGGAACAGCGGCACCUGCGUCACCUUCUACAACGCCUCGGAGCAGAAGUUUGUGCAACGGGUACGGGACUUCACCAAGCAUGACUUCGCCAUGCUGCCAGUGCCUGGCCCUAUGGAUAUCCACCACGCUGCUGUCAGCCGGCUGUUGGAGCAGCUGUUGAGCGUUCAGCCUGAAGAGUAUGAGCAAGUCAUGGACGAGGCGACGCGUCUGCUGGAGGAGCGAGGGCCGGUGGUGCUGGCGACGGCCAUGGCAGUGCUGGACAGCCGCCACGCGGACCUGCAGCGGUCGCUGAAAGACCGAGUCUCCCUGCUCUCUGGGAGAAAGGGCUACUUGUGCCUCUUGGCCAAUGACCCGGAGCACCGGGUGGCCACCACGGAGGGUGAGGCCAUGCGUUUGGUGGGCUCCAUCCUCCCCAAGCCUGCGGUGGUGGGGCGGGUGGCCAGGGUCUCUGGGGGCUGGGCGCUGGAUGUGGAACACCACUACGCCGGCAAGCUGGUGGAGGACCUGCGCCGUGGCAAGGUCUCUGCGCCCUUCGAGGUGUCAGUGGCCUCACGUCUGCCGCGGCUGCUGCGGAUGGCCUCCCGUCGGGCGCGGCAGAUGGCCAAGGCGACGCCGCGCGCCUUGGAGCGCCCAGCGUCGCUGGGCCCUUGGGCGCAGGCGCACCGCCGGAGUGCCGGCAAAGUGGGGAGGAAAGCUGGCUUCGAAUUCCUGGGCCCCAGUGCAGUGGUGCAUGGGAAGGAGCCGUGGUUCGAGCUCCAGGUUCGGGACCUGCAGCGAGCAGCGCAGGCGGAGCCUUUGGUCCAGUGCGACGCCUUCGCGGAUUGCCCGGGCGCUGGGAACCAGGCGGCGGUGGUCUUCUCGCAGCGCAACGGCGACGAGACCUGGAUGCAGAAGGUGGCCGCAGAGAACAAUUUGUCGGAGACGGCCUUCGUGGAGCUUCUCUCCCCGGGGGAGGCGGAUGGACCCUGCCGCUUCUCCCUGCGUUGGUUCACCCCCACCACGGAGGUGGACCUUUGCGGGCAUGCGACCUUGGCAACGGCGCACGCCCUCUGGAGCACCAACCGGGCGGCCAAGAAGCGGCGCAUCGAUUUUGAGACCAAGGCCUCGGGAGUGCUUACCUGCAAGUUGUGUGACGGUUGGAUCGAGAUGGACUUCCCCGAAGACCCGCCGGCCAUGGGCCCAGCAGCCGCGAAAACCUCCGCGGCAGUGCUGGCAAAGGCGCUCGGAGCCCAGGAGGCGGACGUGUUGGCUUUGGGCCGCGGCAAGUUCGACGUGUUGUGCGAGCUGCGGCCCGAGGCCUUCGAGGCUUUGAAGCCGAACCAGGCGCUGCUGGCGGAGGUCGAGUGCCGCGGCGUGGCGGUCACCACCGCAGGAAGCGGCAAAGACGCGGAAAGGGCCGGAGGCCCCGGAACCGGCAAGAAGCUGUCCAUCGAUUUCAGGAGUCGGUUCUUUGCGCCCCGCGCGGGUCUGCCAGAAGAUCCAGUUACCGGCUCGGCACACUGCAUGCUCGCGCCCUACUGGGCAAAGCGCUUGGGCCGAGCGGAUGGCGAAGUAGUUGGCUUCCAGGCAUCUGCCCGCGGAGGCGUUGUGAAAUGUCGCCUCGCUGCAGGGCGCGUCGCUCUGGCGGGACCUGCGACCACCACCCUUGAGGGGAUGCUUUAUUGUGGCUGA